This is a messenger RNA of Telopea speciosissima, 570 nucleotides long. Its product is annotated as succinate dehydrogenase assembly factor 2, mitochondrial. Gene Ontology annotation, biological process: tricarboxylic acid cycle; mitochondrial electron transport, succinate to ubiquinone; protein-FAD linkage. The transcript is spliced from 5 exons. Bases 9 to 548 code for a protein of 179 amino acids. NCBI's taxonomy places the organism in Eukaryota, Viridiplantae, Streptophyta, Magnoliopsida, Proteales, Proteaceae. The record is from RefSeq and is a predicted model, not a curated record. Gene Ontology annotation, cellular component: mitochondrion.
UUCCUACCAUGGCGACCACUGUGAGAAGGGCUUUGUUUUGCCUCCGACAAACCCUUAACUCGACGGCCGUUCCGAAUUAUCUUGCUUCAAUUCCAAUCUGUACUCUGAGACCUCACUUGGGUUCGGCUUUUCGGUUUUCUUCUGAUACCCAGUCGUUUGAUAUUGAUCUUUCCAAUGAAGAAAACAAAAGGCGUAUCUUUAACAGAUUGUUGUAUCGAAGCAGACAACGUGGGUUUCUUGAAUUGGAUUUGGUUUUGGGGAGUUGGGUAGAGCAGCAUGUCUCCUCAAUGGAUGAGUCUCGAAUCAAAGCGCUUGUGGAUGUUCUCGACCUGGAAAGCCCUGAUCUAUGGAAAUGGCUUUCUGGACAAGAGCAACCACCUGAGGCAGUGAACAGCAAUCCGGUAUUUCGUGCUGUUCAUGACAAAGUUAUGAACAACCUUAACAGCCAUUCUGCGCCCGAGACAAGGGCACUACCUGGGAAACCGUGGGUAAGAGGAUGGGAUGAUAUGAAGAAAGGUCGGGACAGCCCCAUUUCAGGAAACCAGUAGUAGUAACCUUUGGUUUACCUUG